AUGUCGCGCGCGUACCAGUUCCCCGUGGACCAGGCCGAGGUGGUUCGGCUCGACAGGCAGCACUACCUCCUCGGCUCGCUGCCCGACCUGUACCGCGGGCCAGUGGAUGCGGUGCUAUCGUCCCCGGGCCGGGUACGCCGCGUGCUGGACGUGGGGUGCGGCACGGGCAUGUGGCUACACGAGAUGGCGGCACGCUUCCCGCACGCGGACUGCGUCGGUGUCGACCUGCUGCCCCUCCAGCACAGCUCGAACCGCCCCAACGUGACCUUCAUGCUGCUCGACGCGCCGGCGGGCCUCGACGUCUUCCCGGCCGAGUCAUUCGACGUCGUGCACAUCCGGCAGCUCAUCUACGCGAUUCCCGACUACGCUGCUAUGCUGGCGCACGCGCACCGCGUCCUCCGGCGCGGUGGAAUCGUCCUAAUCCACGAGACCAACUUUGAGUGCUAUAGCGUCUGGGAAUGUCACUCGCCAGACGGGUUGCUACCGGGCCUCACGCGGUGGAAGGCAGUUUUCUGCGACGCGCUCAGCCGCAAAGGCAUUCAGCUCGACGUCUUUGACCGCAUGGAGGCACUGCUGGCCACAGCGGGGUUCACGGCCCCGAUCGACGCAUACUUCCACUACCGGCCCGUGUGUCCGCGCGAGCGAACUGACGUCGCGCAGCACGAGACAGAGAGCACACGCGCGCUGGUCGAUGCCGCACGCCUGAGUGUUAUCGAUGAGGGCGUCCUCUCCUCCCCCGCUUACGACCUGCUCGAGGCCGAGGUGCGCCGCGAGCUUGCUGGCCAGGCGCGCGGGUCUGCUGGGGGGUUCAGUGGCGCCGGCGUGUUUGUGCCGUGGGGCUUCUGGUGGGUGCGGAAGGCAGCCGAGGGGGAGGCAGAGGGGGAGGGGCAGUAG
This is a messenger RNA of Vanrija pseudolonga, 894 nucleotides long. It is a transcript of the gene LAE1, whose product is annotated as Secondary metabolism regulator LAE1. The transcript has 9 exons. NCBI's taxonomy places the organism in Eukaryota, Fungi, Basidiomycota, Tremellomycetes, Trichosporonales, Trichosporonaceae. The record is from RefSeq and is a predicted model, not a curated record. Gene Ontology annotation, molecular function: methyltransferase activity. The coding region runs from base 1 to 894 and encodes 297 amino acids.